Molecule: messenger RNA, 1156 nt
Organism: Colletotrichum navitas
Lineage: Eukaryota; Fungi; Ascomycota; Sordariomycetes; Glomerellales; Glomerellaceae
Exons: 2
Coding region: 225-1043 (272 amino acids)
Source: RefSeq, a predicted model, not a curated record
UCUCGCCCUGCCUCACCGAUCUUCACAGUGACUCAUUUCCUUCACUUCACCUCCACACCUGCCUGUCGUGUGCUGGUUGAUCAGAUCGAGCAAAAGCUUCCGCAGCCAUCACUGUGCACUUCAAAUUGCUCCCCUCCCUCGAGCUCACUGGCAUCAUUAUCAACUUUCACCUCCAUCGCAUAGCGUGGGCAGCUCGAGGUGGCAGAGCUAUCGACACCUCCAACAUGUCUUCCAACACAGACAACCAGAUGACGAGGUUUCUCUUCGCCAUCCUGAAGCAGAAAAACUUGAAAGAUAUUGACUGGAAUGCCGUUGCCCAUGAUCCGAUACUGGCACAGCCCAUCACCAACGGGCAUGCUGCUCGCAUGAGAUACUCUCGUUUCCGCUCUGCGAUGCUGGGCCUCGAGCCCCAGAGACGCAACAGAGCCGCCGCAGCGAAUAAGAAUCGGGUCACGAAAAGUAAAAAGGAGCAGAAGCCGCCCAAAAAGGAGGAGGAUUCCGACAACGAGCGGGUCAAGCCCGAACCAGGGACGCUCGAGUCGAUACGCCACCACGCCGAGGCCCGUCCCAGGUCUCCUAUCAGAGUCAAACAGGAACACCACAAAACUUCCUACCGGCAACAGUUUACACCAACGUCCAUGGCGUCUCCCACCGCCACGGAAUGCCAAACCACCUUCCAGCCGAGAAUGCUCACUCCCUGCAGCGACGACAUGUUCUCGGCACCGCAAAACUUACAGUUCAGCCCGUCCGCCACCCUCAUGGGUGCUCACCCGACCUUCGAUCUCCCCCAAGCCAUGUCCUGUGCCCACGAUCAAGACCACCGCCAGCACGACCACGAUCACAACGCCUGGGCCCCUAGUCCAAUCUACUCAGCCUUUGACGCCGCCUACGACAUCGAGGGGUUUGGGGUCGGUGUCUUGUGCGAUCACCAACAGGUCCAAGGGCAUAAUGACGAUAUGAACGGGUCGCCUGCCCUUGGCUCCCUGAUGCCGGAACACAUGCAUAUCAAGAACGAGCACUGGGACGCUCAGUUCCACUCUUAAUACGCGAACAGUAUCUAGUGACUAAGUCCGUGCCAGCAUAUUGAGAAGGUCAUCUUAUACGAAGUCGGGUUCAGGUUGAGGGGGAAAAAUUGGUUGUCUCACAUUAAAGUCGC